CAGUGGGCAGGAUGGGCGGGCUCCUUCUCCCUGACAUAACCAGCUUCUCCCGGGAGCCGGGAGCCGGGAGUCGAGCUCCUCAGCUUUGCCCGUGGCUUUGGGAUCAUGACUACCUUAGCUGGCCAUCUGUUCCCUGGGUUGAUUUUUGUUUUCCUCGGAAUCUACUAUGCUGUGCUGACGUCUCUGGCCCUCCUGAGGGGGCAGCGGCUCCUGGUCCUGCCACUUCCUCCCCGGAAUAAGAGAACGCAGGGCUGGCUACAGCAGCUACCCAUGGAGGGUUUAGGGAAGACUUUUUGCGGCAUCUUUGGCGUGAUAGGUACUUUUUUCAUUCCGCUGGGAUCCAACAGGUUCGCCAUGAUAGAUUGGGAAGACCCCGGACAGCCGUUCUUGCAUCACAACUCCUGGCAACACAUGACCAUGUACACUUUCUUGCUCCUCAGUGGUCUGGUGGACACAGUGAGUCGGUGCUGUCUGGCCAGGCAGCAGGUGAAGCUGGAGCAAGCGGCCUGGGCCUUCGCCUUCCACGGAGCUUCCCUGCUUUUCAUCUCCCACCUCCAGGGCAGGGAUGCCCUGGAAACCCGUGCCCAUCUCCUAGUAGUGCUGCCCCUCAUGCUGGCCGGUCUGGUGCUGACCAUUGAACUCUGGUUCCCUGACCAGCCCAUGCUUUGGAUACUCAAGGCAUGGAUGACUCUCCAGUUUGGUUCGUGGUUUGCUCAGAUAGGGAACUUCCUCUACUCUCCAAUUACCGGCCACCCUUGGAGGGCAGAUAAACCUGGAGAUAUCAUGUUCCUCACCACCUUCUUCUGUUGGCACCUGAUCGUGAAUGCUCUGCUGAUAGCUGCCAUUUAUGGGCUCUGUGUCCUCUGGCACCAGCGGCAUCCCCCUCAGCAGGGGGCCAAGGGCGCUGGGUACCGGCUGUGCCCCACAGAUUCUGCCAGUGAGGAACUAAAGAAGCUGAUGGUUGAGAUGAACUAGGAUGGUAGCAUCUAGGGUGUAGAACACUUACAGGCUGUGCCUUUUCUCCAGCAUGGAAUGAGGAUUUUUUAGAACAGUUUCUAGCUGCAAAGCCAGGAAAACUGGUUUUUCCUCAAUAAAAAGGACAAACCUGAUCAAAA
Antechinus flavipes (yellow-footed antechinus) is the source of this 1115-nucleotide messenger RNA. Its product is annotated as transmembrane epididymal protein 1A-like. Lineage: Eukaryota; Metazoa; Chordata; Mammalia; Dasyuromorphia; Dasyuridae. Bases 106 to 975 code for a protein of 289 amino acids. The record is from RefSeq and is a predicted model, not a curated record. The transcript has a single exon.